This is a messenger RNA of Alosa alosa (allis shad), 3558 nucleotides long. RefSeq names its product NACHT, LRR and PYD domains-containing protein 3-like. Gene Ontology annotation, molecular function: protein binding. NCBI's taxonomy places the organism in Eukaryota, Metazoa, Chordata, Actinopteri, Clupeiformes, Clupeidae. The transcript has 5 exons. The coding region runs from base 154 to 2784 and encodes 876 amino acids. The record is from RefSeq and is a predicted model, not a curated record.
UAGUAUUAUUGGUAUCAUUGCUAUUGUUUUGUUUAGUGCUUGAAAAGUGCUAUAUAAAUAUUUUUUAUUAUUAUUAUAUUAUUAUUAUUGGAGUUUAAAAUGGACAAGAAAUUACAAGUAGUAUCAUGAGAAACAGGGUUUAGAUCAUUUAUUAUGAAUGAUUUGGCGACCAAUCCUAAUCUAAUAAAGCUCAUUAUUUUUCAGGAUUUCACCAUGGAUAAUGAAAGUGAGGUCCUGUUUUCUGCUCUGGAUGCUCUGGACAAGAAACAAUUGAAGCGGUUCAAAUUUUACCUGACUAAUUUAUCAUCCUUGCCCAGUGGAUGGACACCAAUUCCAAAAGGCAACCUGACCGCAGCAGACACAACAGACAUUGUGGAACUAAUGAUACAGUAUAACGGCAAGGAAAACUUGCUGAAGGGAGCAAGAGACAUUCUUGGAAAAAUGGGCCAGAAUGACCUUCUAAGCAAAGUGGAGACUUGGAUGAAACGAAAAGAGAAUGUGGAUCCAAUGAUGGAAAGUGAUGAGGUCCAGGACCGGAAGAGAAUCUCUCAGCUUCAUAAGACUGCGAUGAGGAGGAAGCUUGAAUUUGUGAAUGAAGGAACUGUGGAAGGAAAGAAGAGCAAGCUCAACAGGAUGUACACAACACCUCAGAUCGUGAGGGGAGAAUGUGAGGGAGUAAAUACAGAACAUGAGGUUAUGGAGGCAGAGCAGUUCAGAUCACAGAAAAGGCCAGAUACCCCAUUUGACUGCAAUGAACUCUUCAGUGAUGGAUACAUUAGAACAGUGCUGACAGAAGGUGUAGGGGGCAUUGGAAAAACAGUCUACAUACAGAAGUUUAUUCUUGACUGGGCAGAAGGGCAAUCAAAUCAGCAAUUUGACUUUGUGUUUUUGCUGCCUUUUCGGAUAUUAAAUUCGAUUAAAGAUGAACACUACUCUUUGCAUAGACUUCUACUGAAAUUUUACCCUGAGCUUGAGGAUCUGAAGGAUCCACAUGCUUAUACACAUUGUGCUUUGUUCAUAUUUGAUGGUCUGGAUGAAAGUCAGUUGAACCUAAAUUUUGAAAACACUUUGCCAGCUCAAAGUGACUCUCAAACAGUGGAGACAGCGAUCACAAAUCUAAUAAAAGGAGAAGCCUUUCCCUCAGCAAAAAUAUGGAUAACUUCCAGACCAGCAGCAUCUAGACAGAUACCAUCUGAAUACAUUAAUCAGGUGCUGGAGGCACAAGGAUUUAGCGAUCCUCAGAAGGAAGAGUACUUCAGGAAGAACUUGGAUACAACUCUAGCCACUCGAGUCAUUAAACACAUAAAGACAACAAAGAGCCUCUAUAUCAUGUGCCACAUGCCACUUUUCUGUUGGAUGUCAGCCAUGGUGUACAAGAAGUUGGACAUAACUGGCAAGUGGCAAAUGAAUAGCUCAGAGUUCCCAACAACCCUGACGGAAAUGCUGAUCCACUUCCUUCAUAUUCAGACGAAAAUAAAAAAUAAGAAACUACAUGAUAAAUAUGAAGACGGAAGGGAUGAGCUUUGGGACAGACACAAAAAAAAUGUUUUGAAAUUGGCUAAGUUAGCACUUGAAGAAUUAGAUAUUAAAAACUUUAUGUUUUCAAGGGACCAUCUGAACAAGUGUGGGAUUGAUGUCAAACAAACAUCAGUGCACUCUGGUAUAUUGACUGAAAUCAGCCAGGAAGUCACCGGCUUUUUUAAGAGUAGAAUGUACUGCUUCAUUCAUCCCAUCAUCCAAGAAUUCCUUGCCGCUCUCUAUGUAUUUUAUGCAUAUGCAAAACAGGACAUGAAUAAGCUUAGGUCUUUGAGCAGUAUCAGGUAUAAUGCAUUACCUCUAAAAGUCCCUCUGCAUGAAAUUUUGAAUAUGGCUGUGGAUGGAGCUUUGAAAAGUGCUAAUGGACACUUAGACCUCUUCCUCCGCUUCCUUCUGGGACUGUCAUUGGACUCCAGUCAGGAACUCUUACUUGGUCUAUUGCCAGACAAAGUACGUAGUUCAAAUAGUAUCAAGGAAGCGUGUCGGACUAUCCAUGAGAAGUUCGCGGAGAAUCUUCCACCUGAAAGAUGCAUCAAUCUGUUUCACUGCUUGCUAGAAAUGAAAAACACCACCCUGUACAAAGACAUUAAGGACUACGGAAUGUGUGGCAGGACUGACCUCUCGCCGGCCCACUGUUCGGCACUGGCCUCCCUUCUCCUGAUGUCUGAGGAGCCGCUGGAGGAGUUUGAUCUCCGGAUGUACAAAACGUCAGAAGAGGGCUGUAGAAGACUGGUUCCUGUGGUGAAAUGGUGCAAAAAAGCAUUACUCCCAUGGUGUAAACUCACCGACGCCUCAUGCACAGUGAUUGCCUCAGCUCUAAAGGCAAGAAAUUCACAGCUUACAGAACUGGACCUUAGCUGCAAUGAUCUUUUUGAUCCAGGAGUGAUGCAGCUUUGUGAAGGACUUGCUUCUUCAAACUGUGGACUGGAAGUAUUGAGACUUGCUAGCUGCUCUCUCAGAGAAGAAUCCUGCAAAAGUCUUGUGCCAGUUCUCACAUCAGAAAGCAGCCAUCUACAGGAAUUGGACCUAAGUGAUAAUGACCUGGGUGAUGAGGGAAUUAACCACCUUCGGAUCGGACUGCAGAGUGAGAACUGCAAUUUGAAAUCUCUGAGCACUCGCAAGAGGGCACCAAAUCAAGCUACGGAUGACCACAAUGAGCAAUACCCCCAGAGUCUCUCGAGAGGGGGGAGGAUGAGAGACUCGCAAGGACGGACACAUCGGUACAGACCAGGACUGAUACACGGCUAACGAGAAGGCUCACCCAAACCACACUGACAGGGACGGCACCAGAAGUGCGAUGCCAAUGUGGCAAGAUAUGCAAGAACACCAGAGGGCUAAAGAUCCAUCAAGCCAAGACCAAGUGUGAAGAGGAGGCAAUUUUGUUGCAGCGCAGGGUGGCAACACCACGUCAGAUGCAGGAGAACCCCAGUCAGGAGGCACCCCACAGCACUGGAGAUCUCUUGGCAACGGCUUUGCCUUUGAACCACACAGUGGUCAACUCUGAUGCCUCCUCAACCUCAACCUGCAAAAGACAGAGUAAAAUGGGCGAAAAUGAGUGGCAGCAGCUGGAUGAGGAUCUGUGUAAGAUUCCUGAAACUGCUCUGGUAGGGGCAGCAGAACAGAAGAUGGCAAUGAUGACGGCAAUCACCUACAAUGUGGCCAAGGAGCGGUUUGGUGUCGAGGAGAGGAAGACCAGCGCUCGGUUUGGUGUCGAGGAGAGGAAGACCAGCGCUCGGUUUGGUGUCGAGGAGAGGAAGACCAGCGCUCGGUUUGGUGUCGAGGAGACGGCUGGCAAGCAUGGCUGUUUCCAGUGGAGGUCGGGUGCAGAGGGUUCCCAGCACAGUCGAUGCGGUUUGUGCUCACUGCACUUGGCAUAUCUGGCAAGGAGAGGAAGACAGCUGUGCGCAGGGUUGGGAGGCAGCAGAGCGAGCCUCAUGCUGGGUGUGGUUUAAGAGGGAGGAGUUGAUGGGCAGUGACCUGGCCACCACUGCUGACCCGCCAGCUGGAGGGUGUAGCGGUUAA